This is a messenger RNA of Photinus pyralis (common eastern firefly), 2299 nucleotides long. RefSeq names its product mitogen-activated protein kinase-binding protein 1-like. The transcript is spliced from 13 exons. Gene Ontology annotation, biological process: mitotic spindle organization; regulation of mitotic cell cycle. Gene Ontology annotation, molecular function: protein binding. Gene Ontology annotation, cellular component: mitotic spindle. The record is from RefSeq and is a predicted model, not a curated record. The coding region runs from base 443 to 2284 and encodes 613 amino acids. Lineage: Eukaryota; Metazoa; Arthropoda; Insecta; Coleoptera; Lampyridae.
GUUUAAGUACGGCUAAGACGGUGUAAUUCGGUUUAGUGUAGGAUUAGAUUCGCGACUUGCGAUGUCGUCGUAUUAGAAAAUUGCCGUAGUCGCGCGUUUUAAAUCAAAGUUGGUGACUUAAGUGCAAUUUUUUUUAAAACCAGUGCGUCAGUUUUUUGCAGAAAAAUAUGUGGUACAAAUUAGAUUUCCACUAAAUACUAAUUUCUCAUCUCAGCUAAACCGAAACUAAUAAAUUAUUAAUUAACCACCGAGACAUGAAACGAAAGUGCUAACUUUUUUAACCAACUUACUGUAUUAGAGGUGUGCUUGGAUGAAAACUCAUCAACCUCAACAUGAUUAUGCAACAGGUGUGUCAAAUUAAGGUAAUUAAUACCGCGCUCUGUGCGCAAUGAUUGUUAAUGGUGGACAGUGACAUCUAGGCGUACGAGUGGAAGUUGUCAAAAUGAUGGCUCCGAGGAAUUCGACCCCUAUCAUAGAGAGGGAGGUGGUAUCGAUCUACCAGGUUAAGUUGGAAAGAGUGCUCGGCGUUACGGUCUCGAACAAUGCAGCCUUAGAUUCGGAUACAAACUCGGAAACUGUGGCGUAUCCUGCUGGAUGUACUGUCGUGCUCUUUAAUUCAGAAACUGGAGAUCAAAGUCACAUAAUUAACACUAGCCGAAAAACAAUCACUUCGUUAGCAUUUUCAUCAUGCGGCAGAUACCUUGUAACUGGAGAGUGUGGCCAUCAACCCGCCGUACGCGUGUGGGAUUUGCAGGCGGAUCCCCAGCCCGGUGCUCCGGGUAUCGCCCCCCAAGUGCAACAAGUCGCCGAAUUUUUUUCACACAAGUACGGGAUCAGCUGUGUUGCAUUUUCACCGAGCGGUAAAUACGUCGUAAGUAUCGGAACUCAGCAUGACAUGAUUGUCAACGUUUGGGAUUGGAAAAACAACAUCAAAGUAGCGAGCAACAAAGUCAGCACGAAAGUAAAGGCGCUCGCAUUCGCCGAGAACGGUAGUUACUUCGUGACCGUCGGUAACAGACACGUAAAGUUUUGGUUCCUUGAAUACGGUAAAGCUAAGUACAAAGAAGCGGUUCCUUUAAUGGGUAGAUCGGCGAUUUUAGGGGAACAGCGUAACAAUUAUUUUUGUGAUGUAGCUUGUGGAAAAGCCCAAUGCGGUGAUAGCACGUAUGCGAUCACCCGUUCGGGGUUGCUUUGCGAGUUUAAUAAUAGAAGACUGCUUGAUAAGUGGGUUGAGCUUAGAACUUCAAGUGCCAAUUGUAUAACUGUAGGUAAAACAUACAUAUUUGUCGGCUGUGCUGAGGGAAUUGUACGGUGUUUUGAUCCUACCACCCUUAGGUUUGUUACAACUCUUCCAAGAACACACUAUUUAGGGGUAGAUGUUAGUCAAGGUUUAAACAUUACGCACAUGUCGUCCCCUCCUCCUGAUGCCAAAUACCCCGACGCCAUCGCAAUCACCUAUGAUGAAACUAAUAAAAAAUUAACGUGUGUCUAUAAUGACCACUCUAUUUACGUUUGGGAUAUACACAACAUUAGGAGGGUAGGAAAGUCUCAUUCGUUUCUUUACCAUUCCGCCUGUAUAUGGGGAGUGGAAAUGUCACCUUCGCACUGUCCUCUGCCACCCGGUAGUUUUUUAACUUGCAGUUCCGACGAUACGAUACGCGUGUGGACUUUAGAUAAAUUAAACGACAAAAAUGCGCGCGGAGUGUAUCAACGAAAUAUUUACAGCAAUGAGUUGCUGAAAGUCGUGUACAUCGAUUCGGAUAUGACUUACUUGAAAGAUUUGGACAUUUCCACGAGUAAUGCCGGAAAUGAUAAGCAAGAUAGCUCGUACGACGGACGUAACGGCGUCAGAGCAAUUCGGUUGAGUCCCGAUGGUAAACAGCUGGCGUCGGGAGAUCGAGCAGGCAACAUAAGGAUUCUCGAAACUAAAGGUAUGACGGAAGAUUUUAAGAUUGAGGCUCACGAUGCGGAAGUGUUGUGCUUGGAGUACUCCCAAAUAGACUUCGAUAAGAAACUAUUAGCAAGUGCUAGUCGAGAUAGAUUAAUACACGUAUUCGACGUGAAUAAGGUAAAUACAUUUCGUCUGUUAAAUAUUUGGCGCCCAACAUGGGGCCUACAAGUUAAUUAUUUGGCGCCCUACGUGGGGCGGGUUUCAUGGGUGUUUAAGGGUGGGAAAAAAGGACGUUUAAAAAAAUCGACAUCUGGCAGAUGUAAAUAUCUGUUACCAAAAGCUCUUUUAUUCUUUUAUUUCCCCUUCAACCUCCCACGGAUAUUAACAUUGUAACUUCUAGAAUUCUUU